UAAGCAGAAAGCAAUCAACAACAACAAAGAAUUGCAUUAAAAAUAUUUUGUAUUAAAUUCUUCUUAAAAAAAGUUCCUCUUUAUCAGCAAAUUAAUUUUUAUUAAUUUUCAUUUUCUCGUCCUGAAUUCGUUUCACUGAAAAAACUCGAGCAACUCCCAUCUCCGGAGAAUUUCCCCAGAUUUUUCUUGGCAAAAGUGCUGCAAAGUGCUGAACUUUACGUGACACUCGCUCGUAGUAUCGAGUAGUGGGUUAAUUAAGUUCACGGCACGACGACGAAGCAAAAGCAGAAAAAUGUCUCUCAACCAUGGAUUCAACAUAAAGUCGGAAAAGUCAGAAUCUCGAGCAUUUGUAAUUUUUGAAAAUGUCACAAAACGCACGAUUGACGUGUAUUGGGUCAACUUUACGAGUCAAUUGGUGCUGUACAAAACACUCAAGCCACUGGAUCGUUUCAUGAUCAACACCUUUCAGACACAUCCGUGGAUUUUCAUGGACAAAUUCACGGGCGAACGGAUGGUAGUCGAGAACGAGGAAGUUUAUUGGCCGAAGCCGUGGUACUUGAAAAUCGAUCCGCGACAACGGAUGAUCCGACGAACUCUCGUGCGGAUACAGUUUCCGUUGCGAUCGCUGAAAAAGAACGCGAUGUGGAGCGUGGUAAGACAUUUGCAGAACGGCGAAUGCAUUCAGGACUUGCAGAUUCCCGUGAGUCUGCGACGCGAACUCGAAACACUCUUCAAACGACAUAAGCGAUACUGCCAAUACCGCAACACGGAGGCGAGCGACGAUGCGACGGACGAAAGUGAAAAUAGUAGCAAUAGUAACACAAGUACGAAUAGUAACGAGGAGAAUAGUGUCGAGGAAGAGAGACGCGUGUGAAUUAUUAGGACAUAAGCAACGGUGCAAUUACUCAUCGUAUUUUUCGUAUUUUCGACAACUUUUGUUGUAAUUUAAUGUAAAUUUUUUGAUAAAUUAUAUAUAUUAUUAUAUUGAUAUCGCCUCCCGGUAGCCCUUUAAUUACACACAUAACACACUCGUGAAAACAUGAGAUAAGCGAAUAAAUAAUUUUAAGUUGAAUAUAAAAAAAUUAACUACGUCGUACAUUUUUCAUUGACUUUUGGCUUGGAAAUUGU
Molecule: messenger RNA, 1128 nt
Organism: Culicoides brevitarsis
Lineage: Eukaryota; Metazoa; Arthropoda; Insecta; Diptera; Ceratopogonidae
Gene: Vhl
Product: protein Vhl
Exons: 2
Coding region: 293-874 (193 amino acids)
Source: RefSeq, a predicted model, not a curated record